Messenger RNA from Emys orbicularis (European pond turtle), 3109 nucleotides. It is a transcript of the gene RASAL3, whose product is annotated as RAS protein activator like 3. The transcript has 17 exons. NCBI's taxonomy places the organism in Eukaryota, Metazoa, Chordata, Testudines, Emydidae. Gene Ontology annotation, biological process: regulation of GTPase activity. The record is from RefSeq and is a predicted model, not a curated record. Bases 16 to 2781 code for a protein of 921 amino acids.
GGACAGCUGGUGCUGAUGGCCAGGGACGAGGAGGUUUUGUACAAGAGCCGGAACAGAACUGGCAGCUCCAUUUCGGAGACCAACGCUCAUCCGUCCCUGGGCAGCAGGAGGGACACCGAUCUCUCCUCCGAGGGGAAGAGCUCGCCCAGCCCCCGGGCCCCGGGAAGAGGCACUGAGAACGACGUGUCAACCGGCUCCCAGUUCAGUAACGUGAAGGGGCUGAUAUGGAAGAGGCUAAGAGAACGGAAGGGCCGGACUGCAUCCAAGCCCGACUCCCCAACAGCGCCCCUUACGGACGGCGACAGGCUGCCGAGCCGGCACGGCUCCCGUGAGUCCCUGCUGCCGGCACCGAGUGCAGCUGAGCUGGAGCUGAGUGGCGAGGACGUAGUGAUCCGCCCGUUGCACAGCAGCAUCCUGGGCGAGAAGUUCUGCUUCCAGAUAAUCAAUGCUGAGGGGAGCCGCUGUUUCGGCUGCACGUCGGUGGCUGAGCGGGACCGGUGGAUUGAGAACUUACGCAGAACCGUGCAGCCCAACAAGGACAACUGCGAGCGUGUGGAGAACACCCUUAGUCUCUGGGUGUACGAGGCCCGAGACCUGCCCCCCAAGAAGCGCUACUUCUGCCAGCUGCACCUGGAUGGCGCCCUGUACGCCCGCACUACGGCCAAGUCAGCGGGUGCGGACGGGGCACUCUUCUGGGGCGAGCUCUUUGAGCUGGCCACACUGCCUGCAGCCCGGGAGCUGCACAUCAGCGUGCUGCGGGAGGAAGAGGGGCGGCGGCGGGAGGCCAGCCCCCUGGGCACCGUGACCAUCCCGCUGGGGGAGCUGGCCGCCUCGCGCCAGCCCUUGGAGAAAUGGUACCCUCUGUGCGGAGCUGCCCCCAGCCGGGCACCUGCUCUGCGGCUGCGUGGGCGCUACCAGGAGAUCCAGGUGCUGCCCAUCGUGAGCUACAAGGAGUUCGCCGAGUAUAUCACCUUCCACUACCGGGAGCUGUGUGCCGGGCUGGAGCCUGCUAUUGCUGUGCGCCACAAAGAAGAGCUUGCCAGUGCCCUGGUGCAUGUGCUGCAGAGCACGGGCAAAGCUAAGGCAUUUCUCAUCGACCUGGGGGUGGCGGAGCUGGACCGCUUCGACGACAGAGAGGCACUGAUCUUCCGCGAGAACACACUGGCGACCAAGGCCAUCGACGAAUACAUGAAGCUGGUGGGGGGGCAGUACCUGCUGGACACACUGGGGGAGGCUAUUGCCCAGUUGUACGAGUCGGAGGAUAGCUGUGAAGUUGACCCCAGCAAGUGUGCAGCCAAUGACCUGUCUGACAACCAGAACAACCUGCGGCAGGCGUGUGAGGAGGUCUUCCAGAGAAUCAUCAACUCCUGCGACGCCUUCCCAGCGGAGCUCAGCGAGAUCUUUGCAGCAUGGCAGGGGGAGUGCCUGGAGCGGGACAAGGAGGACAUUGGGCAGCGACUCAUCUCGGCCUCGCUCUUCCUGCGCUUCCUGUGCCCGGCCAUCAUGUCCCCCAGCCUGUUUGGCCUCACCCAGGAGUACCCAGAUGAUGCCACCUCCCGCACCCUCACCCUGGUGGCAAAAGUCAUCCAGAACCUGGCCAAUUUUGCUACGUUCGGUGAGAAGGAGGCGUACAUGGGGUUCAUGAACGAAUUCCUGAAGCACAACUGGAGCCGCAUGAAGUCGUUCCUGCAGAGCGUGGCCAACCCUGACGGCAGUGCCCACCUGGUGGCUUACGACGGCUAUGUGGACCUGGCGCUGGAGCUCUCCACCCUGCACUCGCUGCUCUGCGACAUAUUCACCGGCCUGGACCAGCGAACGAGGGAGCAGUUAGAGCCCCUGCCGACCAUCCUCAAUGCCAUCAAAGAGGGGACGCCAGUGCCUGUCUCCAUCAAACUUGGCCCCGGCAUGGACAGCCCUGGCGAGAAGCCAGGAUUCCUGCCCCCGAGGGAGCUGAGCAAGUACAGCCCCCUGGUCAAGAGCCACUCCAUGACCAACAUCCAGAAGGGCCGGGGGAAGGAGGACGAGCAGCACCUCCAGCAGCUGCCCGCCUCCCCACGCCAGGCCUGGGAGAGGAGGAAGGUGCAGCGCACGCAGAGCGUGCCAGCCCAGAGCAAGGCAGGACGCAGGCUGCAGACGCAGAGCAGCAUGGAGCACGUGGUUGAGUCCCAGGGAGAAGAGAGUCACGAUGGGAGCCCUCGCCCCUCUACCUCCCGCCCACGGGAUGGCCGAGCCCACCCGGGGCGAUCCAAUCUCCGCCAAUCUGCCUCACUGCCCCGGAAAUCCACGGUGCCCUGGCAGCGCCACGCUGAGGAAGCGGCCAAGGCGCAGACUGAGCUGUACGCCAUGCGGCCGCUGGAGAAGCAUGGGAAGCAAAUUGAGGAGCUGAGGAAGGAGCUGGCAGAGUCCAGGGAGAAGCAGAGGCUCUUUGAGAGCCAGCUGGAAAUGCUGGUCACCCAGAAUCAGACACUGCUGGAGGAGCAGGCCAAGAGCCAGGGGCAGGAGGAGAGACUCCGGAGGCAGCUGGAGCACCUGGAAACCCACCUGGCAAACCUCAGCACCAGGGUGGCGGCGGCAGAGGGCAGCCGGAGGAAGGACCAGGAGAAGCUGAAGGCCAGCGAGGAGAGGACGAAGCGUCUGGAGCGCCGCCUGUCAGCCCUGGAGCUGGAACACGCCGAGCUGCUCUGUGCCAUCAGCCAGCGGCCUGGACUCCAGGACAAGCCACCCAACUCACUGCUGAUGCCAGCGCCACCGGAUGGGGCCGAGGACUGGCAGGAGGUUUAGCCAGCUUGGUGGGCCCAGACGGCCAGCCCCUGGGCCCUGCGUGGGACGCACCCCACCCCAGCAGCUACCACCCGCUUUGGAUACCCUGCCAGCCAGACCUUGUCUCUAGAAAUUUGUCACAGACCGAAGCCCAGCAGCCCUUGCCUGGUAUGAGUCCAGCCUGGGAGGGUCCUGAGUCUGCCAGGGAUGUUGUUCCAGAUAAUGGAGUCCCAGGGAGCUGGGGUGGUGGAGAGUGAUUGGAUUUGUGAGAGGCCCUCUCUCAGCCCAGCUGGGGUUCCCCUCCCUAUCCCUGCAUCCAAAGGGUCCCCAGGUGCUUCCUUCUGAACCC